Molecule: messenger RNA, 320 nt
Organism: Dentiscutata heterogama
Lineage: Eukaryota; Fungi; Glomeromycota; Glomeromycetes; Diversisporales; Gigasporaceae
Source: the annotation of a GenBank genome assembly
AAUCAUUUCUUGUAACUAAAAACAAAAGAAAAAAAGCGAAAGCUAUAAUUAGAGAACAACUCGAUAUUGAUAUAGUUCUUAAGACUUUAAAUAUCUCCGAUAAUAAAGAAGUUGCAGAAAUAAAGCCCGAUAGUGAUGAUGAGAAAACCAUAAUAGACUAUUCUGCUCCUGAUAUUGAAAACAAAGAUGAUGAAGAAUUUGAACAUAUUGAUAAUCUUAACAAUAGCUUUGAAUUUAAUAAUUCCUUACAAAUUCCAUAUUUUGCAAUAUGGGCAUCUUUUGUUCAGGGAUCACAGAGUUCUUUUUCACCUUUGCAUAUG